Molecule: messenger RNA, 375 nt
Organism: Anisakis simplex (herring worm)
Lineage: Eukaryota; Metazoa; Nematoda; Chromadorea; Rhabditida; Anisakidae
Source: the annotation of a GenBank genome assembly
AUGUUGAAUAGUGGUGUUUGUUUGCAGUCGGCAUCAGCUAUUUGGGAUUUCUGUGCAUUGGCAUCUGAAGGUAAUCGACUGCCAGAAGAGGACAUACGAAAGACGAUAUCAUUCUGUGCAUCAUUACUGAAUGUUUUUGGAGCGCUCACCUUGACCCUGGAGCGUUUUUCAGAGCAAUUAUCACUGUUCUAUUUGCAUUUCGAGUCGGUGGUCGUUCAACUUCUUCAAAAGGGUUAUGUGAAUGCAAUUCCGAAACCAGAGCAAAACGGUGAUGCAAAAGGGGACGGCCGAAUGGUGGAAUCAGACGAACCAGCCGGAAUGGGCGAUGGACAAGGCGAUCGGAAUGUUGCUGAUGAGAUGGAUAACAUGGGACAG